UGAAUUCUUCCUGUUUCAGUGUUUAACUAAUACUUCGCUCUCCCGGCGUCUCCACUCCUUUUUUCUCUCCUAUUCUCUUCAGGGAGGAACUGAGCUGUCUGUGCGGGCUAAAAAUGCCGAACGGGGAUAUGAAGGUGUUGAGUGCGUUGGAUCAGGCGAAGACGCAGUGGUAUCACUUUACGGCGAUUAUUAUUGCCGGAAUGGGGUUUUUUACGGACGCGUAUGAUUUGUUUUGUAUAUCGCUGGUGACGAAGCUGUUGGGGAGGGUUUACUAUCACGUGGACGGGGCGGGGAAGCCGGGGAGUUUGCCGCCGAAUGUGGCGUCGGCGGUGAACGGCGUGGCGUUCUGCGGGACGCUGGCGGGGCAACUCUUCUUUGGCUGGUUAGGGGAUAAGUUGGGGAGGAAAAAGGUGUACGGUCUCACGCUCAUGUUGAUGUGCGGUUGCUCAAUCGCUUCCGGGCUGUCGUUUGGCCACACCCCGACGUCGGUGAUGACCACGCUCUGUUUUUUCCGGUUCUGGCUGGGGUUCGGCAUCGGCGGGGACUACCCGCUCUCCGCCACGAUAAUGUCGGAGUACGCGAAUAAGAAGACGCGCGGCGCGUUCAUCGCGGCGGUUUUCGCCAUGCAGGGGUUCGGGAUUUUGGCGGGCGGGAUUUUCGCGAUUGGCGUUUCGGCGGUUUUCGAGGCUAGGUUUAAAGCGCCGCCGUAUCAGGUUGAUCCCGUGGGGUCCACCGUCCCGCAGGCGGAUUUCGUGUGGAGGAUAAUCCUAAUGGCCGGCGCGCUUCCGGCGCUGCUGACGUGGUACUGGCGGAUAAAGAUGCCGGAAACCGCCCGCUACACGGCGCUGGUGGCGAAUAAUGUUAAGCAAGCGACGGCGGAUAUGUCUAAGGUUAUGCAGGUGGAUCUUGAAGCGGAGGGCCCCAAGGAAAGGGAGGCCUCGCCGGCGGCGAGGGCGGAGGGUUUCGGAUUAUUUUCAAAGGAAUUUCUCCGGCGCCAUGGACUUCACUUGCUGGGAACUACGACGACUUGGUUUUUACUCGACAUUGCUUAUUACAGUCAGAAUUUAUUCCAGAAAGAUAUUUUCUCCGCGAUUGGAUGGAUUCCAGCGGCCAAGACUAUGAACGCGAUUGAAGAGGUUUUCAAGAUCGCAAAAGCGCAAACUCUGAUUGCCCUAAUGAGCACAGUUCCUGGGUAUUGGUUCACUGUCUUCUUGAUUGAUAGAAUCGGAAGAUUCUGGAUUCAAUUGCUUGGUUUUUCUAUGAUGACAGCUUUCAUGUUCGCUCUAGCUAUACCUUAUGACCACUGGACUCAUCCUGGAAACCAUAUAGGCUUUGUGGUCUUAUACUCCCUCACUUUCUUCUUCGCCAAUUUUGGCCCCAACGCCACCACAUUCGUUGUCCCGGCUGAGAUUUUCCCGGCCAGGCUCCGAUCCACCUGCCAUGGAAUCUCGGCAGCUUCCGGGAAGCUGGGAGCCAUGGUUGGGGCGUUCGGGUUCUUGUACUUGGCUCAACCGCAGGACAAAUCUAAGGCAGAUGCAGGGUACCCUGCAGGGAUAGGGGUGAGGAAUUCUCUGAUUGUUCUGGGAGUGGUUAAUCUUCUGGGCACAUUGUUGACGUUCUUGGUUCCUGAAUCCAAAGGGAAAUCGCUUGAAGAAGUAUCAAGAGAAAACGAAGAGUCGCCCUGAUAGUUCUUUUUGUGUUAUAUUUAGCUUACAGUGUUUUUUUUUUUUUUUUUGGCUUCUUUGUUUCCAGAUUUUCUGUUUUUAGUUGUCGCUUGUCAGAUUGCUCUACUUUCUCAGUGUGUGUUUCAGCU
Messenger RNA from Ipomoea triloba (trilobed morning glory), 1813 nucleotides. RefSeq names its product inorganic phosphate transporter 1-4-like. The record is from RefSeq and is a predicted model, not a curated record. Lineage: Eukaryota; Viridiplantae; Streptophyta; Magnoliopsida; Solanales; Convolvulaceae. Gene Ontology annotation, biological process: phosphate ion transport; transmembrane transport. Gene Ontology annotation, molecular function: phosphate transmembrane transporter activity. The coding region runs from base 114 to 1685 and encodes 523 amino acids. Gene Ontology annotation, cellular component: membrane. The transcript is spliced from 2 exons.